Messenger RNA from Marmota flaviventris (yellow-bellied marmot), 2348 nucleotides. Lineage: Eukaryota; Metazoa; Chordata; Mammalia; Rodentia; Sciuridae. The record is from RefSeq and is a predicted model, not a curated record.
AUUGAACCCAGGCACUUGGACAAGCUAGGCAAGCACUCUCUCAUUGAGAGUUAAUUUCUAUUCCAGAGUUAAUUUCUAUCUGUGAAUAAGUAAAGGGUCCAACUUCAUUGUUUGUGAGUGGAAAUCCAAUUUUUCCAGCAUUAUCUAUUGAAAAGAUACAUCAGAUCUUUGAAAACACUGCCAUCUGCCUUUUCUCAGGAGAUGCUAAUAGGACCAUUUACCUCCCCUACCUAGGGCCUCCAGAUGUUUGAUCUUUUGAGUUGGACCCACCUACUGCUUUACAUCCCUUUAUGGUACAACCCUGCUCAAUACUUUUGGGGCCACAACCCUCCCUUACACUGCCCCAACCUGCCUGUCCCACCUUAUCCAUGAGAAGUCUGCAGAGAGGCAGCACCCCUAUUUCAGCCCCCUGCCCCCCUGCCCUAUCCCCUGCACAUGUGUGACCAUGGGUCCACCCUCCCUCCACCCUUCCUGGGCCUUCCCUGCUGUGCACAUCUGGACCUCCUGUUCCUCCUGCCCCUGCAGGCCAGCCUCUCCUCUUGAACUCUCUCCUAUACACUUAGGCAACCUGUUCCCCUGUCUUGGGCCCUGGCUUAUAUGCCUGCCCCUCUCUCCAUUUCCCCUUUCUCCAUCCCUCACUUCCCCUCUCCUUCAUCUUUACUUUCCUAUCUGCAUUGUAUUGGGAACCUUUCUUCUGUCCCUUUGUCUGUGUGUGUUUGCUGCCUCCUCAGGUGCUCAGGACAGCAGAGCCUUUGUGGUGAGCAUUGAUGAGAAGUUGUUUCCAGGAAGAGGUGUCAUCUGUUGCUUCCUCUUCCACAGGGAACCACAGUCUUCACUAUAACCUCACAGUGAGGUCCCAAGGUGGAUUAGUGCAAUCAAGGUCCUUUGCUGAUGGUUAUUGGGACCAUCAGCUCUUCCUUCACUAUGAUAGUGACUCUAAAGAAAGCCCCAAACCCCAAGGGCCAUGGGCAGAAAAACCCUUGGGAAAUGAGAGGUGGAACAUAGAGAUCCAGGAGUUGAAAGAGCACAUCAAGAAAGCAAAAGCAACCCUGGCAGAUAUCAAUGCCCAGCAGGAGCAGAGAGGAGGGUCUCAUUCCCUUCAGGAGAUUUGGGGCUGCAAGGUUGAAGAGGACAACUGCACCAGGAGCUUCUGGAUGAUCUACUAUGAUGGGGAGCCCUUCCUCUCCUAUCACCCAGAGACACGCAGCUUGAGAGUGGAGCCAUCCUCAGCUCAGACCUUGGCUAUGGAAGUCAAGAAUUCCUGGGAUGAAGAUGGCAUUCAAAGCAAGGACAUCUGGGCCCAAGUGCAGGGAGAGCUUUGUGGAAAACUUCGGACUUAUCAAGUCUCCUGGAAGGGCUCCUCCCUCUCCCCUGGAGCCUCUGCCCAGGAGACCUUGUUGUCACCAACAGUGAAUAUGACCUGUGGUGAAACCUCUGAGGACACCAUCAACGUGACAUGUUGGGCUUGUGGCUUCUAUCCCCAGAAUAUCUCUGUGACCUGGCUUCAAGAUGGGGAACUCCUGAGUCAGGACACCCAGGACUUUUUGGAUGUUUUUCCCUAUGGGAAUGGGACCUACCAGACCUGGCUGUCCACCAGGAUUCCCCAAGGACAGGAGCAGAGGUUCAGCUGCCAUGUGGUACACAUUGGAAAGAACACCACUGUCCCUGUGUCCUGUGGUGUUGGACUUUGGAAGGGAUGGCCCAUCUUCCUAUCUGUUGCUGUUCUUCUGAUUAUGACAGUUAUGAUUCCUGUUUGUGUCUAUUGCUGCAAGAAGAGCAAGACGCCAUCAGCUGCAGAGGCUUCAGAGCAAAUGAGUCUACAAGACCUGGAUGGGCUGCAAAGACCACCAAGUGACCACACUGGAUCCACACAGCCGGGGUGUCAGCCUCUGCUGAGAGCUCCUAAGGCAUCUCAGGGAGCUUAGCCUGUGCAGCCCUGCUCUGAGCAGCACUUUCCUUCCUUCUCAAUGAUGUGGAAACACGUUGAUUGACUUGGGACUGGGGAAUGUAUAUAAGGUCUUUUCUUCUUAGUGGAAUAUAGAUAGGUGGUCCAUAAAUGGAUUUGCCUUCCCUAACAGCACUCUGUACCAUGCUGAAGCAGUUAAACUUGGUAAGCUGGUGGAAGGGCCUUUUGACUAAGUCAUUAUAGUGCCAAAUAGGUGGUAAUAACUUACAGGACUGGGGCAAGUUUGUCACCCAGUAGGUGAAGAACCGUGACCAGCUGAGGUGUUUACUCAAAGCAAAGAGAACACAGAGCAGGGAAUAGAGUAAACCAACUCUAAUUUGUGACUGACAUGAAAACAAGAGUUAUCAUAGUUUUAUGAUUAAUAAAUUUAUUAUUACCAUGA